Messenger RNA from Guyanagaster necrorhizus, 1320 nucleotides. RefSeq names its product cytochrome P450. Lineage: Eukaryota; Fungi; Basidiomycota; Agaricomycetes; Agaricales; Physalacriaceae. The transcript has 11 exons. The record is from RefSeq and is a predicted model, not a curated record. The coding region runs from base 1 to 1320 and encodes 439 amino acids. Gene Ontology annotation, molecular function: iron ion binding; heme binding; oxidoreductase activity, acting on paired donors, with incorporation or reduction of molecular oxygen.
AUGAUCGUCGCCAUCACUCUUGUAUCAGUCCUCCUCGGUCACUUGAUCCCCUAUCUCAUUGACUCCCAUGGCCUCCGCUCGUAUCCUGGCCCUCUUAUCGCCAAGUUUUCCAACAUAUGGCUUGGCUGUGUGUCUUACAAGGGCCACCGUUCGGAAGACAACCAUGAUUUGCAUAUGAAAUAUGCGUCGAAUCACAUUUCUGUAGCUCGGGCAGACACUCAGCCUCUUAUCUAUGGCCACGGAAAUGGAACACUAAGGUCAUCGUUCUGUGACGCCUUUGUUUCUAUAACGCAAGGCUUGUUUCGUGAUCGCGUAAACCACUCUCGGAAACGCAAGAUCAUUUCCCAUGUAUUUUUGCAGAAGAGUGUGUUAGAGCUUGAGCCUCAUGUAAAUCGUUAUAUUGAUGAAGGGUGGACUGGUCAUGAUGGGCGGCUUUGGUUGGACUGUUUACCAUGGAUGAAUUAUCUCGCGUUUGACAUCAUUGGUGAUCUAGUAUUUGGUGCGCGAUUCGGAAUGGUCGUGGCAGCUAAGGAUUCAGCUCUAGUGCCUGAUGAUCCGCGUGCCAUGAUGGCUUCUUACAGUCAAGAAGUACCGGCCGUGAAGAUUUUGAACGGGCGAGGGAACUACACGGUGUCGAUGGGAGUUUUGCUGGGGUGGUGGAGGCCACUGCUCAAGCGAACGCCGUUGUUCAGGGAGGGUGGACAGGACAAGAACACGUUAGCGGGAAUGGCUAUUGUUGCUGUUUCGAAGAGGCUGUUGGUACCUACAGACAAGAAUGACUUGCUGAGCAAGUUGCAGGCCGGGAAGGAUGAACAGGGUAAUCUAAUGAGCCGGGAAGAGAUCACUGAGGAAGCAUUGACGCUUCUCGCCGCGGGAUCCGAUACGACAUCCAACUCGUCCUGUGCCAUUAUCUACUUUCUUGCGCACACGCCGAAGGCACAAGAAAAAUUACACAGGGAGCUCGACGAGAAUCUUGACUCUGAUAUCGCUACGGCCGAGCAAGGCGAUAUGACGAUUUUGGGGAAGUAUUUUCCCGAGGAUACGAUUAUCAGUGUCCCUAGUUAUACGAUCCACCAUGAUCCUACAGUACCCGAGACAUGGUUCGAAUGUGAUAGUGCGGCUAUCUUGAAGACGCUCACCCCCUUCUUUGUUGGACGUCAGGCCUGCGUUGGGCGUAAUCUAGCAACGCUUGAGCUUCACAUUAUCAUCGCCUCGAUCCUGAAACGCUUCCAUUUUGUAUUGGAGAAACCUGAAGAACCCGGUUUCUUGAGAAAACCGUUAGGAUGUCGUGUUGGUUUGAAAAGGCGUGAAACUUUCUAG